UUCUAUUUCAAUCGUCGCUUUUAGUCAUCGCUGCUAAAUCAUCACUGCUAAAUCGUCGCUGCUAGAUAAUGGCUACAAGCUAUUUGCUACCGUUCGCUACAAGCUAUUUACUGCCGUUAGGAGCUAGACCAAAUUCGAACCACACGCACGCAACCUCAACCGCUACUCUCAUCAAGCAAAUUUCGUCUUAGCGCUAGCAUCUAAAAACAAUAAAGAUCACUGUGUGCGUUCGAAUUGUCCGCUCGAUGUUUUGGGUAACCUUUUGAGGUUACAUUCGUUCGAGUUUGGCAAAUCUCCAGUUAUUCUUACAUCUACCACGUUUGGUUCGAGUUUUUAAGCGAAGUUAUUGAAGAAAUAGCCAUUUGUUGCAUCAAACCUUCGACCCCGCUUUCACGUGUGGAAAUUCACGACGUGACAAACGGCAAGAUAUGUAACAAACGAUCACGUCCUCAGGAAAUCGAUUUAAAACAUGUCGAAGGAAAGCGAAGUCGAAUAAAUAAAUCCACGCAUUGGAGAACGAAAUCACACCCUCGAUUGGGACGGAAUCGACUCAGAAAGUUUUGAUAGAUUAAAGAGAACUAGAGGCGCAAAGAAAGGUAUCGUUACGAAAGCACAAAAUGAAAUACGCGAACUUAUGUUAGAUUUCGGAAACAUUGAACUAGUCAAAAGAAAGGUGCAGAUUCUGCAAGAAUUCGAGGGCGCCUACGCCGCUUAUCACGAGCAGCUAAAAAAAAGAUCGCGAUAUCGAUGAGUCGAACGCCUACUUUGUCGAAGUAAAGCGUGGAAUAGAGGAUAUCACAGGAGAUGUAACUGGGUAGUGUCAUCGGAACACGUCAAGGACUUCGGUAGAUUAUUAUCGCCAGCACGUGCCAUUACGGCGGGGCCGGAUACCGAGAUAAAUCCCGACGAUUCAGCGAGUAAUAAUGUACCUUCUCGAGCGUCCCACCUCAUGGGGCUCCAAAAUCUCUCGUUGUUCCAAGUCAAGUUCGGCGGCGAGCUCUCGCGCCUCUUCAGCAUCAGCUGCAAAAAAAAAGGCCAAUCUACGAAGCUAUGAGGCAAUUCAGAAGGAGGAGCUAGCACCACAACUUAUGAAGAAAGCUCUCUAGCUACAAACAGAAAUCGCAAAGGCACAAGCAGAAGAACUCGUUUACGGCGCAGCUGAAGCGUCUUAUGUCGAAAAUUCUGCCUCGCUUUUCAGACAGGAAGAUAAAUCUGUGGCACUCCCACCUCCUCAAGAAUUCACCGCAAAACAGCAGCCAAUACCUCCGAAUGAGCUACCUUUAGUUCAACGAGAAUCUCGACCUCAGCAUGACCAAGAGGAACCAAAAGCAGAACGCGUAGAGAGAGAAGCUCUGAAUCCUAACGCGAAGAGCUGGGUCCCUUUCCACGAUGGAGAAAUUGAUCGUAAGCCACGCUUGAAAUCGCUCGACGCCCUCAAGACUGGAGAGAUGAACGAUGUCAAACUGGUUCUCCGCGACCUUACCGCGACUGACGGACUGGCCUGUACCAUACUGGAAGCGCAAUACCAGCAAAAUCAGCGAAUUCAGGAGCUCAUUCAGCAACAACAGCAUAGUACACUUGCCCUCACUUUGCCGGAGUCAGAAGUGCCAACCUUUAGUGGCAACCCUAUUGAGUAUUGGUCCUUUGGACAAGCAUUCGAGAACCUAAUCGAGAGUAGAACGACCAGUAACAGUGCUCGCCUGUAUUACUUAGUACAAUACACCUCAGGCGAAGUGCGUGAGUUGAUGAGGAGUUGUCUAGCUAUGAAACCCGAAGACGGAUAUCAAGAGGCGCGCACUUUGCUGAAGGACAGAUAUGGCCAAAGUUAUCGCAUAGCGACCGCGUACGUUGAAAGGCUCACCAAUGGACCGCCCAUCAAAGCCGAAGAUAGCGUCGCAUUACGUCGAUUCUCAGUUCUUCUAACUGGAUGGACGAACACCGUUGGUGACACUGGAUAUCUCAGCAAAGCCGAGAACCCGGAAACACUAAGAAUGAUCGUCAAGAGACUGCCCUAAGGCCUAAAGUUGAAAUUGCGUGAUAUUGCAGGAGGCAUCACCGAAAUUCAGAAGAGAGAGACUUGAACGACUUCGUUAAGGCCAAAGCGAGAGUAGCCACGCACGCUAUAUUCGAUAACGUAUCGAGUCAUCCUCCGACGCCACCAUCAGCUAUGAAAGAGAAGAAGAAGCCUUCCCCUUUGCGACCUGCGUCACCGUACGGAACGAAGCCCGCACCGAUCAAGUGAACAAAGAAGCCAGCAAAAAACGCAUCCAAAUCAUAUGUCUGCUUUGUAAUUCUAAUCAUUGGCUCUUACAAUGCGUCAAUUUCAAGGCUAAAUCCCUCGAUGAGAGCCCCAAGUUCGUACACUCCAAAGACCUCUGCAUUAAUUGUCUUGUUCAUGGCCAUGCUGUUAGUUCCUGCCCCAAGGAGAGUUUUUGUCGAGAAACCGGAUGUAAGGAAAUUCAUUCGAGCUAUCUUCAUCCCCGCGAUGCACCUGCUGCGACUGGACGCGAUUCUGCACCUGCAGUGACUAACCUCUCAAGUCAACCCAGCAACCAAGCGUUGAAUGGCUAUGUUAAGGGAAAAGGUGAUAGUCGCUGUGGCGAAAAUGACGGCAAACUUGCGUCCGCAGCCGGAUUAGCACUACUGCCUCUUAAGGUUAAAGCACCAGGUCUCGACAAGAUCGUGGAAACCUACGCAUUUUUGGAUAAUGGUUCCAAUACUUCUUUCUGUUCAGAGGGACUCAUUGCAGAGCUUGGCAUUAAUGGACGAGAAACAACAUUGUCACUGACAACCAUGGAAAGCAAAAACACCAGCAUCAAAUGCUUAGCAGUUGACCCUGACAUUUAGUUUUUAGGCCGAAGCGUUUCAACCUUGUUUUAUGUUUUUAGUUAAAGGCAAUCAGCUGUUUCCGCCUUUAAAGGGGCCGGAAUGUUAGUUACGAAACGCUUAGUUAAUAUACACUUUAUUAUAGUUUUGUUCUGGUUCAUUUUUAUCAAUAAGUCUUUCGUUAGUUAAUGAUUAUUACAGCAAGUUUGUUAUCUCUGAUCAAAUUUUUAUUU
Molecule: messenger RNA, 3059 nt
Organism: Pocillopora verrucosa
Lineage: Eukaryota; Metazoa; Cnidaria; Anthozoa; Scleractinia; Pocilloporidae
Source: RefSeq, a predicted model, not a curated record